Hyalella azteca is the source of this 1651-nucleotide messenger RNA. RefSeq lists its product as uncharacterized. The record is from RefSeq and is a predicted model, not a curated record. NCBI's taxonomy places the organism in Eukaryota, Metazoa, Arthropoda, Malacostraca, Amphipoda, Hyalellidae. The transcript is spliced from 2 exons. The coding region runs from base 62 to 1327 and encodes 421 amino acids.
UACGGCUUAGCUGCACCUAGAAGGUGUGUCGAAACCUUCACGGAAAUAUAACUACUUCAAAAUGGGCUCAAAAAAGAGGUUCAUUGCCUUUCUACUGACAGCAGUCUUGUUUGGAAUUACAAAAACGGUCGAUGGUGCAGACGCUAUGGUGACGAUGUUGGAUGCCAUGGAAGUUAUGAUGACAGGACAACCUCUCUACGACCGUGAAUAUCUAGCAGAACUCUUCAGGUGUAUGGACACUUUCGAUCAUCGUCUCGUUACAUCACAAAACAAUGCAUGGCAAGGUAUGAUCGACUACUGGCUUGCUGGAGGUGGUGUAGAUGAUGUUUGGGGAGAAUACGAACCUGGUUACUACGAGCGCAAUGUAACAACUACUGAUGUCUUCAACAUGACUAUCUAUGAGCCGUGCAAUUAUGCCUCCAACAUGGCAACGUACCACCCAGUAACGGAAAUUUGUUACCGCAGAGACCUGGGUUCACCUUUUACCUUACCACUUGAUUAUAUUAAUGCAGCUGGUACCGCCUUCUCCGAACUGUCCAUGGGGUCUUCUUUCAUGCAUGGAAGUCACACCGAGCUGGGACAUCAACUCGACACUAAACCUAUAGCAGUUCUCGCCUAUCUCAUACAUCAAGGAAGUUUGUCAUCUCUGACAGAGGCGUCAUCCGUUGUGAAGGAUCUCAGUUACACUCCACGAAGUAUGUCAGCUCUCCAGCUAGCCGAUGAGUUCGUAAACCAAUACAUGACUAAACCUGUGAAUGAAUGGUAUGCCUUUACUCAGUCGCUCGAUAUUCCUGACUAUUAUCUUUCUUUUGCCGGGAUUUUCUCGACUGCGGUAACCGUUGGUCUUCCUCCUGAAAUUGUGGACCAGCUUAUUCCCUUUUUGGCCAAUGCAUUUGGACUUCCUGACGAAUUCCUGGCCUUCAUUCAAGACGACUACCUGCCAGAAAUGAGGAACCUGACAUCAAAUCUUGACUUGGGCAUCAUCGAAGAAACCAAGUUCCUGGAGAAUUUGAUCGGAACAACUUCGAAAUUGAUUUAUGCUUUUAUAUGGCAGGAACAUGUGCUCACUGACAAUCCACAGUUUCUAGAUCCUGAAGUUAACGCUCUAGGCUGGCAAUAUCUACCUAUUGUAAAUGCUUGGGCUAAUUCUUUAAACUCGUUUGAAUAUUUCGAGCCUGACUUCCAAAAUGGAACCAACAUUUACCCAGGCGACGAGUGGUGCAAUCCAACAUGGCCGCACGCAAAAUGGCAUCUAGAAUCAGCAAUAGGUCUGCUAGAUCUGUUCUACCUAGGCGAUGAAGUCAACAGACUUCUAUCACAAGUCUAGGUCAAGAUGUAGCUAUAACUGAUCUAAUACAACGGAUCGGACAUGGGUUUAUUACUAAAAAUAUGCGGAAGUCUUGUGUCAAUUCUUCGAUAUCAUCUGAUGAAUGAUGUAUUUACGUUAGGCAUAUAAUUAUUUCACAACUAAAUGCCUUAAUUUAUUUUAGCACACCACACUGUCUAAACUCUAAACGCUUAUAAUUAGAUGUUGAACUGUAUUUUCGAAGUAAAAAAAAACAAUAGACGAUACCGUUUUACAUUAAUGAAGGAAUAUCUGACUUAUAUUAUUUGUUGUUUAAAAUUGAGAUAUUAAAAUGAUAAUUUUGAA